Molecule: messenger RNA, 4305 nt
Organism: Vespula pensylvanica (western yellowjacket)
Lineage: Eukaryota; Metazoa; Arthropoda; Insecta; Hymenoptera; Vespidae
Gene: Ih
Product: potassium/sodium hyperpolarization-activated cyclic nucleotide-gated channel 3
Exons: 16
Coding region: 1204-3945 (913 amino acids)
Biological process (GO): potassium ion transport; transmembrane transport
Cellular component (GO): membrane
Molecular function (GO): voltage-gated potassium channel activity
Source: RefSeq, a predicted model, not a curated record
AAGGAUAAGGAGAAGGGGAAGGAAGAGGAAGACACGUGGGCUCGAAGGGAAAUGGAGCAAGGUAGCGCGAUGCUUCUUUCGAAAGAAGAAUCUCGUAAGAUCGCGCAGAAACUCGUGGAAGCUGAUUUGACGCGACGCGCAAAGAAAAUUCUUACGGUUCGUGAUACGAUCAAGGACGAGGAUAUGGAAAUCGCGUUCCCUUGAACGACUCGAUAGCACGAGGCUGAUCGUACUUGGGCUAAUCGUUCUUUUAUUUGAAUCCAUCGAUGCCCUCGAUACGAAUACGCGCAGGUACGUUUACAAGCAGUUUACAUUGAAAAUUGGAUAAUCUUUCUGUUUGUCUGAAAAUUUUUCUUGAAAAUUCUUACGCAUCGCAGGCGACUAGCAGAUCGUUGUCGUCGCGCCGAAGACGGAAUUUCGAUCGUCGCUCGUAGCGAAAGGAAAUGCGAUAAGCGAGGAAAGAAAGAUAAUUGUAGAGGUAGAUAGAUAGAUAGAUAGAUAGAUAGAUAGAGGGAGGGAGAGAGAGAGAGAGAGAGAGAGAGAGAGAGAGAAAGAACAAAGGAGAGGCGAGGAGGCUGGAUAAUUCGUCGCGUAGGACGGAAGAGAAGCGAGUCUCGGAGCGUUCGAGAGAGCCUGGCGGCAAAGCAGAGACGAAGGAGAUAGAAAAGAAAGAGGAAGGUUUUGAACGGGUAAACCGUGAAACUUGUACCACCCCCUGGACACGGGGGGUGGGACAGAAAUACCGUCAGCGUGGGUGUCGGUGGUGCAGGGGCGCGCCUGGCCCGUCGGCUCGCCCGCAGAUUAGCACGGCGAUUGUCGGGUACGUCGGGCCCAUUCCGGCGUACCAUCACCGUCAGGAGCAGCAGCACCACCACCAGCAGCACCACUACCAGCAGCACCGUUCUGGCGACCUCGGGGGGCCUCGCAUCGGCGGCGGCGGUGGCCGCGGCACCGACGGGAGACCAACUCGCAGCCUCUCCCGGCUCGGUUGCCUCGCGCCGCGUCACGCCGAACGGUAACGCUGGCGUUGACGUCGCCGCCGCUCCUAGACCCGAUCCUGGAACCGAUCCUGGAACCGAUCCUGGAACCGACGCUGGACCCGACGCCAGACUCGACGCCGGAUCCGACGCCGGAACCGACGCCGGAAGCGGGACCAUCUUCCAAGCUUCCUUCGGAGGUACGGCUCGCAACAAGAACAGAGCCAUGUCCCUCAGAAGCCUCCAUAGGCGCGUCUCUCAUCCUUGCCAUGGAAUUGAAAGUCGUCAUGCUGCGAAACACGAAAAACGUCCAUCGCAGAAGCUGGAAACAUCAUGGCCGUUUUCAUUGGAAGGCGAAGGUGGUGGUGGCGGCGGUGGAGGUGGAGUCGGUGGCCGUUCCGUGAGUAGCACUACCGGUGGUGGUGGUGGCGGAGGUGGAGGAGGAGGAGGGGGAGGUGGCGGAGGAGGUGGCGGCGGUGGCAGUGUCGGCGGCCGACGUGCACCGAGUCUACGAUUGGUAAAUGGAAGAGCUACCACCGGGAUCAGUUUACACACCAGUAGCACAGAAUCCGUACGUUCGCCUCAUCACCACCUCGGUCAGCAGCAGACCGCCAAUAACUACAACAACAAUAAUAAUAACAACAACAACAACAACAACAACAACAAUAACAACAACAACAACAACAACAACAACAACCACAAUAACAACAACAACUGCCACGCCGGUAACAACCCCGCCGCGAACAAUCAUCCGAGACUCAACAAAGAUGACAGCAUCAAGAUUAGCAUCGAGAACACCAACACCUGUACAGACAGUCUCGUCACCGCUUUAGACGACGAGGCGCUGCUCAUCACUGACUUCUUGGGCGAUACAGGCAACGAGAUGAAUUACAAAGGCAGCGGAAAAGUCCACUUCGGAGUGGACGACGUGUCCCUCUAUGGGACGCCGAAAGAGGAACCGGGCCCGGGCCUCCCGGGCCAGGAGGUUAAACAGAGCUUCCUUAAGAAUCAACUUCAAGCCCUCUUUCAGCCGACGGAUAACAAGCUUGCGAUGAAACUCUUCGGCAGCAAGAAGGCACUUAUGAAGGAAAGGAUCAGGCAAAAGGCGGCGGGUCACUGGGUCAUCCAUCCUUGCUCCAGUUUCCGAUUUUACUGGGACCUCUGCAUGCUCCUCCUUCUGGUUGCUAAUUUGAUAAUUCUGCCAGUUGCCAUUAGUUUUUUCAAUGACGACCUAAGCACUAGGUGGAUAGCCUUCAACUGCCUUUCCGACACUAUAUUCCUCAUAGACAUCGUCGUAAACUUUAGGACCGGUAUAAUGCAGCAAGAUAACGCCGAACAAGUGAUAUUGGAUCCCAAGUUAAUCGCAAAACACUACCUCAGGACUUGGUUCUUUCUCGACCUCAUCUCAUCCAUACCGCUAGACUAUAUUUUCCUCAUAUUUAAUCAAUUUCAGGACUUCAGUGAGUCCUUCCAGAUCCUGCAUGCUGGACGUGCUCUCAGGAUCCUCAGGCUUGCAAAACUGUUAUCACUCGUUAGGUUACUACGCUUGUCAAGACUGGUGCGGUAUGUCUCACAAUGGGAAGAGGUCUAUAUCCCCCUUUAUCAACAGCCGGAGAGGCACUACGAGCGUCGGGCGACACCGCCCCAACCAGACCGAACCAGCAAGAUAUUGCAGAACCUACAAAAAAAACGCACUGAGCGGAGGGGGCGCCUAAGUUCUGACAAUAUGAGUAAAAAGAAGUCCGGUUUCAGCAAAAGCGACCUUAUUUUUAAGUUCCUGAAUAUGGCGUCGGUGUUUAUGCGGAUUUUUAACCUGAUCUGCAUGAUGCUACUGAUCGGCCACUGGAGUGGCUGUUUGCAAUUUCUGGUACCCAUGCUUCAAGGAUUUCCCAGUAAUUCGUGGGUCGCCAUUAACGAAUUGCAAGACUCGUUUUGGCUCGAGCAAUAUUCCUGGGCCCUCUUCAAAGCGAUGUCGCAUAUGUUGUGCAUAGGUUACGGGAGAUUCCCACCGCAAUCGUUAACGGACAUGUGGCUUACGAUGCUCAGUAUGAUCAGCGGCGCUACUUGUUACGCGCUAUUCCUGGGACACGCGACGAAUCUCAUUCAAUCUCUCGAUUCCUCGAGAAGACAAUACCGUGAAAAGGUGAAACAAGUGGAAGAAUACAUGGCCUAUCGCAAACUACCGCGGGAAAUGAGGCAGAGAAUAACCGAAUACUUCGAACAUCGAUACCAAGGGAAAUUUUUCGACGAGGAAUUAAUACUUGGCGAACUGUCGGAGAAGCUGAGAGAAGAUGUAAUAAACUACAACUGCAGAUCGCUCGUCGCCUCCGUGCCAUUUUUUGCAAACGCCGAUUCAAACUUUGUCUCGGAUGUGGUCACCAAAUUGAGAUACGAGGUCUUCCAACCAGGUGACAUCAUUAUAAAGGAAGGUACCAUCGGCUCGAAAAUGUACUUCAUACAGGAAGGCAUAGUCGAUAUAGUUAUGGCGAACGGCGAAGUGGCGACUUCCUUGUCAGACGGAUCUUACUUUGGCGAAAUUUGUUUGCUGACGAACGCAAGGAGAGUGGCCUCGGUCAGAGCGGAGACCUAUUGCAAUCUCUUCAGCCUCUCGGUGGAUCAUUUCAACGCCGUAUUGGAUCAGUAUCCACUUAUGCGUAGAACCAUGGAGAGCGUUGCCGCCGAGAGGUUAAACAAAAUCGGUAAGAAUCCUAACUUGGUCGCGCACCGGGAGGAGGAUCUUGGCAGCGAAUCAAAAACGAUAAACGCAGUGGUGAACGCGCUCGCGGAACAGGCGGCGCAUGCCAGUGCCAGCGAAGAAUCGGUGCAUAGCAUGGAACUUCGAACGAUGCCAACGGGUCUUCUACCAAGGCCAAAGUCCGAGAACAAUUUUGCGAGUCAAGAGCUUACGAGAGAGGGACGUAGGAUCUUCCACAAGAGCGAUACUUUCCACAAGGAUUCGUAUCAAUGACGACACUCGUUGUACUAGCACACGGAGAGAUACUAAUGGCUCCUCGCUAGACACUGGGUCUGUUUCCUGCGCAUCCAAAGACGCUAUCAGUUUAUGUGCCGAUGACUGGACGAUACCUUUACGAUUAGGUGAAAACGGUCUACACGUAGUGAUACGCCAUGCCAAUAGUCGUUUUAGCGAUCGGUUUAUAGCGCCUUCUUCUAUUUUAUUCUCUCGUCCAGAAUUUGUGCAUAAAACUGUCGCAGAGGAGAUAAGACCCAAAACUCCAACAGCAACAUCGACCGCCUUUCCGACAUUUUAGACUCGUCGACUUCUUCUGUGACUUUGUCUCCGUCGUUGCCCUAAUCGCAGUGACGCGCG